This is a messenger RNA of Ctenocephalides felis (cat flea), 1752 nucleotides long. Its product is annotated as U4/U6 small nuclear ribonucleoprotein Prp31-like. Lineage: Eukaryota; Metazoa; Arthropoda; Insecta; Siphonaptera; Pulicidae. The coding region runs from base 154 to 1638 and encodes 494 amino acids. The record is from RefSeq and is a predicted model, not a curated record. Gene Ontology annotation, cellular component: U4/U6 x U5 tri-snRNP complex; precatalytic spliceosome; U4 snRNP. The transcript has a single exon. Gene Ontology annotation, biological process: spliceosomal tri-snRNP complex assembly; mRNA splicing, via spliceosome.
UAAAUUAAUGAAUUUAGUGGAGUGUAAUUGUUAUAAAAUUUUAAUUGUUUGCCCAUUCAACAUCGACUCAACGGUUUGAUUUAAAUAGAAGUUGUAUUCUAUUUACAAAUAAUCUAAUAGUUCUAUUAAUUGUUUGUUAUUGAAUAAUUCACAAUGUCUUUGGCUGAUGAACUUUUAGCAGAUUUAGAAGAUGUGGAUUCCGGAGGUGAGGAGGAAUCCGAAAAAACCGUAGAAAAUCCUAUUCAGGAAGAAACCUUCUCAAAUUUGACUAUGGAAAUUGAUGUGAAAGUAAAAUCUAUAAGAGAAAUUGCUAAAUUGAGAGAUUCUGAGAAAUUAUCAAGAAUUAUGUCUCAAGUGCAACAGUUUAUUUUAAAACCUAGAAGUAGUGAUGAAAUUAUUGGGACUGUAGAAUCAGAUCCAGAAUAUCAAUUAAUAGUUGAAGCAAAUAAUGUUGCUGCUGAAAUUGAUACAGAAAUAAACACUAUACAUUGCUUUGUUCGAGACAAAUAUCAACAACGGUUUCCUGAAUUGGAAUCACUAGUUGUAGCUCCAUUAGAAUAUGUGCAGUGCGUAAAGGAACUUGGGAAUGACUUAGAUAAAACAAAAAACAAUGAGAUACUUCAACAAUUCUUGACACAAGCAACUAUUAUGGUUGUUUCUGUAACAGCAUCCACAACGCAAGGUACAGCAUUGUCAGAAGAAAAUUUGAAUAAAAUGAAUGAAGCUUGUGAUAUGGCACUAGAAUUAAAUACAUUUAAAAAUAAGAUUUAUGAAUAUGUGGAAAGUCGUAUGGCUUUCAUAGCUCCAAAUUUAAGCGCUAUAGUAGGAGCAUCAACUGCUGCCAAGAUAAUGGGUGUAGCAGGUGGUUUGACCAGGUUAUCUAAGAUGCCGGCAUGCAAUGUUUUAGUUUUGGGAGCCCAAAAGAAAAUUUUGUCAGGAUUUUCACAUACCACUAUGUUACCUCAUACUGGAUUUAUCUAUUACUCGGAAGUAGUCCAAGAAGCUAAUCCUGAUUUGAGGCGAAAAGUGGCUAGAAUUGUUAGUACAAAAACAACAUUAGCUGCUAGAGUAGAUGCAGCCCAUGCAAGUCCUGAUGGCACUAUAGGUAAACAAUUCCGUGAAGAUAUUGAAAAAAAAAUUGACAAAUUGCAAGAACCUCCUCCUGUUAAAUUUGCAAAACCUCUCCCCAAACCCAUUGAAGGUGGGAGGAAAAAAAGAGGUGGUAAACGUGUGCGUAAAAUGAAGGAACGAUAUGCAAUGACCGAGUUCAGAAAACAUGCGAAUCGACUUAACUUUGCUGAUAUUGAAGAUGAAGCUUAUCAAGAAGAUUUGGGAUAUACGAGAGGUACCAUUGGUAAAGCAAGCACUGGCAGAAUUCGCUUACCACAAGUGGAUGAAAAGACGAAAGUUAGAAUCAGCAAAACGUUACAGAGAAAUUUACAGAAGCAGCAACAGUGGGGUGGAGCUACCAGUGUUAAAAAACAAGUCAGCGGUACUGCAUCCAGUGUUGCAUUUACACCUUUGCAAGGUUUGGAAAUCGUAAACCCAAAUGCUGCUGAGAGGAAAGUUAAUGAAGCUAAUGCUAAAUAUUUCUCAAAUACAUCUGGAUUUUUAUCUGUUGGGAAGAAGACAACUUAAAUUAUUUUAUUAGGAAACAAAUUAUUAUAAAUCAUGAUACUCAUCUUUAUGUAAAUGAAGAUAAGUAUCAUCUUUAAAAUGAAAUUAUUUUUAUUUAAAAUAACUGAUAAUAAU